Ceratosolen solmsi marchali is the source of this 1072-nucleotide messenger RNA. RefSeq names its product NEDD8-conjugating enzyme UBE2F. The record is from RefSeq and is a predicted model, not a curated record. The transcript is spliced from 4 exons. NCBI's taxonomy places the organism in Eukaryota, Metazoa, Arthropoda, Insecta, Hymenoptera, Agaonidae. The coding region runs from base 176 to 727 and encodes 183 amino acids.
UCAUUGUGAAGUCGUUGCAUUAAAAAUUAUUUCAAUUGCUACUGUCCAUUGCAACUUUUAGGUUAACUUCAAUUAACAUUUCUCAUGUUUAACAAAAUAAAUAUAUCUCUAAUAUAUUAGAAUUUUUCAAUAUAACUAAAGAAUCUACGUACUGAAAUUGCAUGUAAUAUAUAGAAUGAUUACAUUAAGAGGAAAACUCAAAAAAGAUCCGGAUGUAUCAAAUAGCAAGUCUCAGAAUAUUCCUAGCAAAAGAGUAUCAAUUAGAGAUAAGUUACUUAUAAAAGAGGCGCAAGAAAUGGAACAAACUCUUCCUAUGACAUGUCAAGUUACAUUUAACGAUCCACAUUGUUUGUAUGAAUUUACAUUACUGAUUAUACCAGAUGAAGGAUAUUGGUGUGGAGGUCAUUUUUAUUUUCAAAUUAAUGUACCAGAAGAAUAUAAUAUGAUUCCGCCAAGAGUUAAAUGUUUAACAAAAUUGUGGCAUCCUAAUAUAAGUGAGGAGGGUGAUGUAUGUUUAUCAAUUUUAAGGCAAAACAGUGUUGAUGGAAUGGGGUGGGCACCUACAAGGAAACUAAAAGAUGUUGUUUGGGGUUUAAGUUCUCUGUUUACAGAUUUAUUAAAUUUUGAUGACCCUUUAAACAGAGAAGCGGCAGAUUUAUUUUCAAAGGAUAAAGAGUUGUUUGGUAUCAAAGUGAAAGAAUAUUUGAUACAGUUUGCCAAAAGAUGAUUAAAACUAGAAAAUCUGCAAUGCCAAAUAUUGAAUUCCUAGAUUCUAGUGUUUUGUUUAAAACCAUGGUGAUGAAUACAAACAUUGAAAUAAUUGUACAAAUUAAUUGACAAAUAAUUCUUUAUUUUUAUGAUACUAAUUGUGAUUUAAAAGCAUUUGUCAUGUGGUUUUUUACUUAAAUCAACAAAUUAUUUAGUAACAUUGUAUUCCCUGCUUAUUCUCAACAAUACUUUCCUUUUAAUAACUUGUAGAAAUACAAAUUGUACAAGCGCAACUUUUUUUACAUGAUUGCCAAGUAUUGUGAUACAGGGAGAAAUUGAUUUGUAAAUAAAGGAAAUUAUUUAA